AUGUCUUCAGAAAUGAGGAAAUGUGUGAAAUGUCCCGAAAGAGCUACAUUAUGUUGUGCAGACGUAAAGAAAGCAGCUUACUGUAAGCCAUGCUUUAUUCAAAUGAUAAAACAUAAAUUUGGCUCCACUAUCGGUAAACGACGACUAUAUAAAGAUGGUGAGCAACGUGAGACCUUAGUGGUUUACGAUGGAACUAACGCUGGCGCAUUUUUAUUGUCCCUUGUUAGCCAGGGUCUGCGAGCUGAUGCUCAUAAACGACUCACACUUGUACCUACUGUAAUGGUUCUUUUCAAGGAAACGGAUGAAGCAAUUAUUGAUAAUAUCAGGAAGGAAGUAGAACUUAUCAAGAAAUGUAUCGCAGCUCCAUGGAUUUGUGUCCAUAUUGCUGCAGUCUUCGAAAGCAAUAUUUCUGAUUCACUAACAUUUUCUGAUAUUUACGGCAUUGACCAUUUACGACAGUGGACUCAAUUGUUGACUUCCUGUUCGUCAUUAUCUACUAAAGAAGAAGUUGAAUAUUUGUGCUCAAAUAUGUUAUGUAUCCGAAUAGCGCGGAAGUUAGGAAUUAAUAAAGUAAUGUUAUCUAUGUCUGCCGAUGAAUUAGCCUCAACGACUCUCUCAUCGCUUGCUUUAGCUAGAGGUCCUUCCGUUUUUCAUGCCGUUAAUGUAGUUGAUAAGCGUCACGGUGAUGUCACAUUGAUACGUCCACUUCGGGAAAUUAGCGAAAAGGAAAUUGCACUUCUCAAUCGAUUUGAAGGAAGUGAUCAAUAUAUUUUGAAUGUACAAAGGAAUCGUUUAAAAGCUGAUGAUGAUGAUCAGUCAUUGCAGUCAGUCUCCAGAGAUUUUAUAAGCGAUUUGAUAAUCAAUGGUUUUACUGGAACCGUAACGACUAUAUUAAGCAUCGCCAACAAAAUUCAGGCUCCAGCUAUGAAUAGCACUCGCUGUGUUCUGUGUGCCUCAGUUUACAAUGCAGAGGAGGAAGAAAGGUAUUGCUUUUCAUGUAUGUCAGUUCUGGAUCAAGUUGGUGACAAGAUCCUGUUAAAGAAGCUCCUUGAUUCCAUAUGUACGGUUAUCGAUAAACGCACUAAGAAGUAG
Messenger RNA from Cercopithifilaria johnstoni, 1092 nucleotides. Lineage: Eukaryota; Metazoa; Nematoda; Chromadorea; Rhabditida; Onchocercidae. The record is from the annotation of a GenBank genome assembly.